Molecule: messenger RNA, 691 nt
Organism: Suillus clintonianus
Lineage: Eukaryota; Fungi; Basidiomycota; Agaricomycetes; Boletales; Suillaceae
Exons: 2
Coding region: 64-342 (92 amino acids)
Source: RefSeq, a predicted model, not a curated record
GGUCGGAGUAGCAUGCGUAAACGAUGAUCAGUGAUUUCCAAAGUGCGGACAUAGUUUGCAACUAUGGGUCAUCAUGCAUCAGUGAUAUGGCGACUACUCGCGCACUCCGCUGGACAACCACGAAUCGUCAUAUUUAUAGGCAUAUUCUGUAGGACUCCCAUGUGGUCAACCCUUUCAGCGCCGCUACUUUGGAUAUCGUCUGCUGGCAUAUAUCUGCACAAGAAGCAUGGCGUACCCGUCCUCAGUGAGUCACUGAGAGCGCACCCAUUUCUGGUCUCAGUAUCAACCAACAUAAUAGGACCACGAGUGAUUCCUUUGCUUAUCCUCAUUGUUUUGACAUAAUGAAGCUCCGGUAACGCUUCGCAAAACCAACGACUCACUUCGUGAACGCUCGACAGCCUAUCAGAAAACGAGUUCACUUUCGCUUGUUGCCGUUCAGGGCCGUGGCACGCUGUGGACUUUUCAAAACAGUGUUCUAAGCCUAAAUUCUUGGGCAAGAAGGGCGUUUCUGUAGCGUCACGAUCCUUAUCUGAUCGUUGGCAAACGGGCAAACAAAUGCAUAAGCAAGUGAGUGUUGCUGGACAAAAGAUAACCGAGAAACAUAUUUUUCGGUGGGUUUUGUGCCAUUGACUUUGAUCUCCCCGUCUGGUUCGUCCGUUAGUGAUUCGUAGUUUGUUCGCAAAGUUUUGGG